CGGACUGCCAGUGUCAGACGACGUUUGAAGUUUGUAUCAACAACAACGCAGAAAAUUGAAAACAACAUUCUUGAAUACUUUUUAUUGAAAUAAUCUUCUAAUAUUCUCAAAGAGUUUGCUUCAAAAUGGGUAAAAAACAGCACCAGAAAGAUAAGAUGUACCUGACGUACACGGAGUGGUCCGAGUUCUACGGUGGCCACAAAGCGGCUUCGGUCGAAAACGAGCAGAUCAAGUUCAAGCGACUGCCCUUCGAUCACUGCUGUCUGUCGAUGGUUCCCUUCGAACAUCCGUACUGCGACAAGGAUGGGAAUGUGUUCGAGUUACAGGCCAUCGUUGACUUCAUCAAAAACUUCAAGGUGAACCCGGUAACGGGAGCUCCCCAAGAUGGGAAAUCGCUGAUUAAGUUGAACUUUAGCAAGCACCACGAUGGGCAGUACCACUGCCCGACGCUGUUUAAGCCGUUUACUAAAAAUUCACACAUCGUGGCCAAUGGCAAGACGGGAAACGUAUUUUCCUACGAAGCUAUCGAGCAGCUGAACGUCAAGGCCAAGAAUUGGAAGGAUCUGCUGGAUGAUACGCCAUUUACGAGGAAGGAUCUGAUCACGAUUCAGGAUCCGGCCAAUUUGGAGAAGUUCAACAUCAGUAGCUUCCAUCACAUUAAGAAGAAUCUGCGGGUGCAAACCGAGGAGGAACUGGCGGAGAAGAAAGAUCCCCAAGGCCGGCUGAAAACGAUUUCGAUGGAAACCAGGGAGAUUCUGACGCAGCUGGAAAAGGAUUACAAAGCUCCGGAAGAGAAGGCCACGGAGCAUAAGGUGGCGGACAAGUUCAACGCGGCCCAUUACUCCACGGGGGCGGUGGCCGCGGCUUUCACGUCCACUUCGAUGGUUCCGGUGUUGAAUCACGAGGCAGCCAUUAUCGAGGAGGAUGUGAUCCGAUACGAAAGGGUUAAGAAAAAGGGCUACGUCAGACUGUUGACGAACUUUGGCGCGCUGAAUUUGGAGCUGUAUUGCGAUCAGGUCCCGAAGACGUGCGAGAACUUCCUGAAGCAUUGCCAGACUGGGUAUUACAAUGGAUGCUUGUUCCAUCGAUCGAUCCGGAAUUUCAUGCUGCAAGGCGGUGAUCCGACAGGGGUGGGUAACGGUGGAACGUCAAUCUGGGGCAAGAAAUUUGCCGACGAAAUCCGGCCGAAUCUGUCGCACUCCGGGCGCGGAAUCCUGUCGAUGGCCAACUCGGGUCCGAACACCAAUGGGUCGCAGUUCUUUAUAACAUAUCGCUCGUGUCGACACCUGGACGGAAAGCACACCAUUUUCGGCAAGCUGGUCGGUGGCCUGGAAGUUCUCACCGAGAUGGAACGGGUUGAAGUGGACAACCGAGACCGGCCGAUCGAAAACAUCUUCAUCCAGCGUGUGCAAGUGUUCGUCGAUCCGUUCCUGGAGGCGGACGAAGAGCUGGCCAAACAACGCUCGGAUGAGCUGGAGCGCGUGCAACGGGAAGCGCAAGAGAAACAGAAGAAAACCGCCCGGGCACAACCCCUGAAGGUGUUCCGAUCCGGCGUGGGCAAGUAUCUGGACAAAGAGGUAACGAAGCGGCUAGUCGAACCGGAAGCGUCCACCAGCGGGGUGGACCCUACGCUGACAAAGAAGCGCAAAAAAGAAGAAACGAUCAGUAAACUGGGAAACUUCAAUGCUUGGUAAGUCUGAGUUUUAACUAAUCAAAAUCUAUUUAAUAUCUAUCUACAACA
Molecule: messenger RNA, 1741 nt
Organism: Aedes albopictus (Asian tiger mosquito)
Lineage: Eukaryota; Metazoa; Arthropoda; Insecta; Diptera; Culicidae
Product: RING-type E3 ubiquitin-protein ligase PPIL2
Exons: 3
Coding region: 126-1694 (522 amino acids)
Biological process (GO): protein peptidyl-prolyl isomerization; protein polyubiquitination; protein folding
Cellular component (GO): catalytic step 2 spliceosome
Molecular function (GO): ubiquitin protein ligase activity; peptidyl-prolyl cis-trans isomerase activity
Source: RefSeq, a predicted model, not a curated record